CCAUUGGAUUGUAAUCAGCGUCAUGUCGGAUUCAUGUAAACUACAACAUUGUAACAAAAUGGCGACCGCUAGUUUAGGUGACAUCGGGGGUAAAGCUGGCAGCACUUGACGUUUAUCAGCCCAACUCGGCGGAGCGCGACUCUUGGGGGUUUGAUCUUGGAUUUCCCUAAAGACCUACUCCGGGUCGCGUGAGACCUACACUAGAGUGGAGUUCUACCCGUGCCGACUUUUCCUCAAGCUCACCCUGGAUUGACGACACACUCGUGGAUGCUGUUUGGAGCCCUAACUUCCUGACCUUUUACCUAAGGAUGUGGAUGUACCUCGCGUUCGGCUGCAGAAAGAGGGAAUCUUUAUGGAUCACGUUUCUGUGAGGCUUAUUGUUCAACCAUGGUAAAACUUGCAAACCCUCUCUACACGGGGUGGAUUCUCGAAGCAAUACAGAAGAUUAAGAGGCAAAAGCAGAGGCCUUCUGAGGAGCGAAUUUGUCAUGCGGUGUCCACGUUGCAUGGACUGGACAAGAAGAUCGUCCUUGAGCAGUUGGGAUUAAGUGUUCACGAUGGCUCCGUCCUUAAGGUUACAAAUAAAGGAAGCGCCUCCUACAAGGACCCAGGAAACCCUGGAAGAAUCGGAUCAAUAUUGCCUGCAAAUGCACCUUUGCCGUCGAUGGAAUCUAUAUGGAAUUCAAUUGAUCUGCGGCAUAUCGAUUGGAAUAAAAUACUCAAGAGGGCCCUCGAGGGUCUGGAUGAUACCCAUGGCUCCUCGCUCAAGAACAUUGAGCGGUAUCUGAGGAAUCAGGACGACCUCUCAGAAGUCGUCGACAACCCAGCUUUCCGGCAGAGGUUGCGGCUGGCCGCUAAGCGGUCGGUCAACAACGGCAGGCUGUUAAAAAACGGCCCUCGGUACAAGCUGAGCCACGGCGGCGUGGAGGGAAGGAACCCCAGGUGUCCAAGUGCUUCCCCCUUGGUCCUGUCUUCAGUGACACUCCUCCCCCACGAGCGCGAGCAGCUCCGGGUCGACCCCAUCCCAAUAUGCAGUUUCUGUCUCGGGACGAAAGAGUCGAAUCGGGACAAGCGGCCGGAAGAGCUGCUGUCCUGCACAGACUGCGGAAGCAGUGGGCAUCCGUCAUGUCUAAAGUUCUCCCCCGAGCUGACCUCAAACGUGAAGAGAUUACGCUGGCAGUGCAUUGAAUGCAAAACCUGCAGCUCCUGUCGGAUACAGGGGAAAAAUGCCGAUGAGAUGCUUUUCUGCGAUUCGUGCGAUCGGGGCUUUCACAUGGAAUGCUGCGAUCCGCCGCUUUCAAGAAUGCCAAAAGGAACCUGGAUCUGCCAAGUGUGCAGGCCGAAGGAGAACAGCAGAAAGCUGCUGCACAGGAAGGCUGACGAGAUCAAACGUCGAUAUGCAAAGCCGAUCGGGCGGCCGAGAAACAAGCUCAAACAAAGAAUGUCUGUAACCAGUGGUGAUGGCUCCAUGGUAGCACUUGGAGGAAGGGGGUCACCUGGUAGGGGUCAAAAGAUUACCGUCUGUUCCACACCUUCAUCCGGUCAUGCUGCAUCUGUGAAGGACGCCCGAGACAGAUUGACUGUCGCAGAGCCUUGUUGUGCGGUCAACGCCACCCAAUUCACCCCCUCCCCUCCCACCACCACCACUCCCUCCCUCACGCCCACCUCCACCCCAGCCACACUCACUGUUAACAAGAAAACCAAAGGGCUUAUUGAUGGGCUUUCCAAAUUCUUUACUCCUUCCCCUGUGGGCCGUCGCUCGCGGGCCGUAGCCGUAAAGCCGAGCGCGAGAGACAAGGGCGUGGCCAAACUGUCCCGCUCCCCAGAGCCGUUCGCCUUCUCCGCUGAUGCCCCUCAUAAGAUAACCCCGACGUCCUCUGCACUUCCCGCCGCUUCCAUGUCGACAGGACUUAGCUCCCCCCCGCAGGUGUCCAGCAGCUCCACCUCGGCGAACUCGCCCCAGAGCUCUUCCAGCCAGUCUAGUGUUCCCUCCCUGAGUAGUCUCUGCAGUAGCAGCCAACUUAAGGGACUCUUUGAUGGACUCUCUCACAUUUACACGACUCAGGGACAGUCGCGGAAAAAGAGACUACCGUGCUACGCACCGCCCAGACGCAGGCCCCAUACGCAGGACUUGUCCCAGUGCCUUGGAAAGAACGAGUUUAGCAAAAAUAGGUUACACCCCGCCUCCGCUGGGGCCGGCCGACCCAGAGGACCCCCUUUUAAGAUGGUCAGUCAUUUCAAAUGCAACCCGUUCCUUAAAAAUCACAGGACACUAGGCAGGCUGAAGUAUAGAGUGAGAGCUCAGAAGGGAGCCGGCUCACCAGAAAAGGGAGACUUGACAGAUGGAAGAAUUAAGCCUGAGAAUAAUCAUGGCCACCUCGGCAGGCUGCAUGUGAAGCAGGAGGCCCCAGCGGACUUGGCGGCCAUGUCUAGAGAUCACGUCACGGAGGACGACAUCGAGACGUUCACUCGUGUCCAGGAACUUGCUGCUCAGAAAACUGGCUCACUGACGAACACAGACUUUGUCCGGCGCCCAGCGGUUAUCGAAUUCGGGAAGUACGAGAUCCAGACCUGGUACUCCUCACCGUACCCACCUGAAUAUUCAAGAUUACAAAAGCUUUAUCUGUGUGAGUUCUGCCUGAAGUACAUGAGAAGCAAAAACAUCCUCCUACGACACAGAAAGAAGUGCGGCUGGUUUCACCCUCCCGCCAAUGAAAUCUACAGAAAGGACAACCUCUCCGUGUUUGAGGUUGAUGGAAAUGUCAGCAAACUCUUCUGCCAAAACCUCUGCCUGUUAGCCAAGCUUUUCCUGGAUCACAAGACCUUGUAUUAUGAUGUGGAGCCUUUCCUCUUCUACAUACUUACGAAGAAUGAUGAGAAAGGCUGUCAUCUUGUGGGCUAUUUCUCCAAGGAAAAGCUUUGCCAGCAGAAGUACAAUGUCUCCUGCAUAAUGAUUAUGCCUCAGUACCAAAGGCAAGGAUUUGGAAGGUUCCUUAUUGAUUUCAGUUACCUCCUCACCAGACAAGAAGGACAAGCUGGCUCCCCAGAGAAGCCGCUGUCUGAACUGGGUCGCUUAUCCUACCUGGCAUAUUGGAAAAGUGUCAUACUGGAGCACCUUUAUAAGCACCCAGAUAAACACAUCAGCGUUAAAGGAAUCAGCCGGGCCACCGGGAUGUGUCCGCACGACAUCGCCGCCACUCUGCAACAGCUCGGCAUGAUUGACAGACGGGACGGCAGGAUUGUGUUGGUCAGAAGAGAAAGGCUGAUUCAGAGGCACAUGGAGAGGCUGAGGGCUAACCCGCGCAGGAAUGAGGUAGACGUGGACGCCUUGCGCUGGAAUCCUUCCAUGACUCUGAACGCUGUCCUGUCUGAGGAGGAGAGAGAGGCAGAGAUGGAUGCCGAGCGGCUGAAGGAGCAGGCCAGCUGCUGGGAGAAGGAGGAGAGGGAAGGCUACAUGAUGACUCACGGGAGCCGGCAACCUCUCACCAAGGUCCACUGCAAGAUACCGUACAGGACCUACGAGCGCCGGCCAGCUCCCCCCUGGACCAGGCGCAUCCAGCGACCGGAGGUCAUCAGCGACGGCGACGACGACGAUGAUGACGACUCCGACGGCUCGCCACCCAUCCUGACGAAAGCUCACGCGAUGCUUACAGCCAAGAGAAAGAGCACAGUGGUUCUUAAGAAGCGAGGGCGUAAAAGGAAGCGAAUCAACAGCAGCGUAACUACAGAAACAAUCUCAGAGACCACAGAGGUCCUGAACGAACCGUUUGACAACUCCGAGGAUGAACGUCCGAUGCCCCGACUGGAGCACAACUCCAGGACGGGAAGGAUGGAGGAAGACGACGAUGACGACGAUGAGGAGGAGGAGACGCAAACAUACAAGAUAUCAGCUUUACCAAUGAAACGGCGAAGAGGUCGCCCGAGGCUUGAAAAAAAUGCGCACAAAGACAAUCUUGAGCACUGGAAUGAAGGAAGUGGACUCGUCUCAAAGAGACCCAGCAGACCCCGUCCAGUGAAACGGAAGAAAGGCUGGCCCAAGGGGGUUAAACGCGGCCCUCCCAAGUGGAGGCUCAAAAACGAACGCAAGAUGGGCUUUAAGCUGAACCUCUACACGCCACCUGAAACGCCCAUGGAGGCGGAGCAGCACCAUAUUCGCACCGACGACGCAAAACACGCACCGGACCAGGAGCUGUUCAGUGGAGACGAGGAGACUAAAGCGGGCGGGUCUUUGGACAGUCUGGAUCUACUGCAGGAGGGGCUCCACUCAGAGCCCCCCAGCCCUGCUGAUCACGGCUCCCAGACUUCGAGCUCGCCCGGAGGAUCGCCGGUGCCUUCGCCGGUGCCUUCGCCGGUGUGUUCACCUGCUCUCUCCGUUGAGGCUCCCUCCCCACAGCCCGCCGACAGGACUGACUCACCGGAAGCGCCAGGGGACGACCAGCAAGAGAGCGGGCAUGAGCCGGUCUCCCCCGCCAAAGACGCGGAGGACGACUGCGAGAGGGCUGCGUCACCCGAGAACAACAGCGGGGAAAAUGACGAGGAGGAGCAGAGAGCUCGGAUAGAGGACCAGGUUGCCAACGACGAAAAGCGCAGCAAGAAGGAAGUGUCUGAAAGCGGCGCGGAGGAGUCGGAGCAAAGUUCGAAAGAAACACCAAAUGUCACUCAAGCUUUUUUAGAUCCAAAAGAAGACGACAGCUCUGACCUAAGUCAGCAGGUUUCUAAAGAGCCGUGCAGCGAAGAGGUGCCGGUUGGUGCUGCAGAAAAGCUGCCGAAUGCGGCGACAGAACCCACGGUGGAGACGCCGCCCCCUACGGCAGCAGUAGUCGCUUCCAUAGCCCCUCCAGACUCUGACAAUCCAGCAGACUCUGAGUCUGAGGAGGAAAGCACGCCCAGUCCUGCUCCAAACCAGCCAUCUCUUCCACCCACGGGAAGGUGCGCGCUCAGCCCCGUGCUGAGAGAGGAUCCCCCCGUCUGCACGGAGUUUGACUCAGAGACGGCCCAAGCUGUUCAGUCGCUGACGCACGAAAGCGAAGGAGAGACGGUGUUCCAGGACUGCGCCGAGAGCCAGGAGCCGUGCAGGAGCCUGCAGACCUACACCCACGUGGCCCAGAGCCCUCAGCUCACGCCGCUGGACGACUGCCCUCAGUCGGACCACAGCAGCCCCCUCUCCUCCGCGCAGUCCCAUCCCAGCCAAUCAGUGCGCUCCGUCAACAGCCCAGCCGUCUCCAUCCUGGAGAGCGGCUACACUCAGAUAAGCCCCGACCACAGUGCCAUAUCGGUGCCCUCGCUCCACAACAUGGAGACCAGCCCCAUGAUGGACGUGCCGUCGGUGUCGGAUCACUCCCAGCAGGUGGUGGACAGCGGCUUCAGUGACCUGGGCAGCAUCGAGAGCACCACGGAGAACUACGAGAACCCCAGCAGCUACGACUCCACCAUGGGGGGCAGCAUCUGUGGCGCAGGCCCCUCCCAGAACAGCUGCUCCUACGGCAACAUCCCCCCCAGCGGCCUGCCCCAGAGCAGCUGCGCCGUGAGCCAGCAAAUGGCCGCCGUCAAUCCCGGCGGCUGCGGGAUGAUUCAGCAGAACAGCCUGAGCUCGCCGCCGCACUGCGGCGUCAAGUCGCCGCAGGGCUGCGUGGUGGUGGAGAGGCCCCCCAGCAACUCCCAGCACAACCAACACAGCCAGCGCAGCCAACACAGCUCUCACAGCAGGCAUGGCCCGCCACACAAUCAGCACAGCCAACACAAUCAGCACGCCCCACACAAUCAGCUCAGUCAACACAACCAGCACAGCCACCACCACAAUCACCACCUGCAGCACAAUCAGCUCGGCCAGCACAAUCAGCACGCUCAGCACGGCCUUCACAGCCAGCAGCAGCAGCCACCCUUGGCCCAGUGCUCCAUCGCCCCCAACUUCACCACCACCAUGCAGCUGGCAGACAUCCCCGAGUCCGGCAACCCCAACUUCGCCCUCUACGAGAGGAUCAACCCUCAGGGGGAGUACGGCGCCGGCCACUACUCCCAGUCGUCCGGCCUCAGCCUGGCCAAGCUGCAGCAGUUCACCAACUCGUUCAUCGACCACCCAUUCAACCACGCGGCCUCACACCCCAUCACGUCGUACGCAAACAACCCUUCGCUGUCGUCGCAGCACUCCGGCCUGGUGUCCUUACCCCAGACCCCACACAGAGUCCCCAACCCGCAGGUGCAGGCCACCAUGACCCCGCCCCCCAACCUCGGCUCCCCCUCGUCCAUGAUGCUGCAGCCCAACAUGGCCAUCUCCCGCUCGCAGCGCGUGCCCCAGAUGCCGUCGAAGAACCACGCGUCGGCGCGCUCCAAGCCGGCGCCGUUCGCCCACAACCACCAGCACCAGAUGUACACCCGGGCGCCGCAGGCCGUCGCCAUGCAGGCGCCGUCCAGGACGCUGGCGGCCAUGCCCCGCGUGAACAUGAGCAUCAUGCCGGCGCCGGGCUACAACGUCAACUCCAUGAACAUGUCGUCCCUCAACGCCAUGAACGGCUACGGCAUGAGCCAGCCCAUGAUGAACAGCGGCUACCAUGGCAACCACGCCUAUAUGAACCAGUCCCCCCAGUACUCUAUGCAGAUGGGCAUGAUGGGAACGCAGCCAUACCCCCAGCAGUCCAUGCAGGCUCCGCCACAUGGCAACAUGGUGUACCCUCCAGCUGGUCACCAUGGUUACAUGAACACGGGCAUGUCCAAGCAGUCGCUGAAAGGUCCCCUAAUCAGGCGGUAACUCUCCGCAGGACAGAGCUGCUUCUUCUCCUGUGCAUUUGGCUGUUUUUAAAACAUGCACUGAUCAGGCCUUGCUUUCUUCUUCUUCUUUUUUCUUUUUCUUUUUUUUUAUUUCAUGUUUUUGGUGUCUUUUUUUU
Messenger RNA from Fundulus heteroclitus (mummichog), 6880 nucleotides. It is a transcript of the gene kat6b, whose product is annotated as K(lysine) acetyltransferase 6B. Gene Ontology annotation, cellular component: MOZ/MORF histone acetyltransferase complex; nucleosome. Gene Ontology annotation, molecular function: histone acetyltransferase activity; DNA binding. The coding region runs from base 388 to 6744 and encodes 2118 amino acids. Lineage: Eukaryota; Metazoa; Chordata; Actinopteri; Cyprinodontiformes; Fundulidae. The transcript is spliced from 17 exons. Gene Ontology annotation, biological process: nucleosome assembly; regulation of DNA-templated transcription. The record is from RefSeq and is a predicted model, not a curated record.